Anolis carolinensis (green anole) is the source of this 1699-nucleotide messenger RNA. Its product is annotated as monoacylglycerol/Diacylglycerol O-acyltransferase. Bases 78 to 1028 code for a protein of 316 amino acids. The transcript is spliced from 7 exons. Gene Ontology annotation, molecular function: acyltransferase activity. Lineage: Eukaryota; Metazoa; Chordata; Lepidosauria; Squamata; Anolidae. The record is from RefSeq and is a predicted model, not a curated record.
UGAACAGAGUUUGCAGAGAAAACAUCAAGCAUCAGCAAAAGGAUAAAGGGAGAAAAGCAAAGGCAUUACUUCAUCAUAUGCCAAAGAUGACAGUAGAAAACACAAACUCUACUUUAGAGCCAGAAUCUUUGACUUGGCCAGCUUACCUCUAUCGAGACUUCAUGGUGUAUCCCUCAACAAUGCUAUGGAUUCUGAUAAUAUUAUAUUAUCCCCUUAUUGUUUCGUUCUCCAUGCUCUACGUGAGCAAUGCAUUCUUUUUUAUUUGUCGUAUGGUGGGUAACUUCCAAGAAGAGAGCAAACUAAAAGGGAAGCCAAGGCAAAUAACCUCAGUUCUGUCAGAUAUGAUAGGAAAGAUACUGCAUGGUUAUGAAGUGUGUGGGAUAGAAAACUUACCCAAAGGAGCUGCUGUUCUUGUUUAUUAUCAUGGAGCCGUUCCUUUGGAUUAUUACUUCUUUGUACAUAGAGUUUAUCAAAUGACGGGUAGAUUCUGCUCUUCAGUGGUGGAUCAUGUCACUUAUAAUUUUCCAGCCUUCAAACAAUAUUUGCACAUAAAUCAGUGUUAUAACUGUACAAGAGAGGAAUGUGUGGCUCUUCUGAAGGAAGGGCAUUUACUGGGCAUUGCGCCUGGUGGACUUCGAGAGCAAAAUUAUGGGGACAAUACUUACAAGCUUCUGUGGGGGAAAAGAAAAGGAUUUGCUCAAGUAGCCAUAGAGGCAAAAGUGCCCAUCAUCCCUGUCUUUACUCAAAAUCUGAGAGAAGGCUACAGGACAUAUGGAAACAUAAGGCCAAUGAGAUGGCUUUAUGAACGAACUCGAAGUUUAUUCUUUCCACUAUAUGGACUCAUUCCGGUCAAACUUCGAACCCAUAUUGGGCAUCCAAUUCCAUAUGAUCCAAACAUAACGGCUGAAGAACUAGCUGAAAAAACAAAAAUUGCAAUGGAAGCUUUACGAGACAAGCACCAGAAAAUACCUGGAAGCAUCCUGAGAGCUCUCUGGGAACGCUUUGAGAUGCAUCCCAAAAACGAAUAGUGUGAAUAAAGGAAUAUGCUGAUACAGUUUUUCUUAUAUUGUUGUCUCACAAAUACUUCUUGUUGCUGUUGCUGUUGUUGUUGUUGUUGUUGUUGUUGUUGUUGUUGUUGGCCUUCAAGCCAUUUGUGACUAAUGGAAAUUCUAAGGAGAACCUACCAUGGGCUAUUUUUUAUAAGAUUCGGGGGGGGGGGGGCUAUCUUUGCAUUAUUCUUAAGUUGAGAGCAUAUGACCUACCCAGUGGGUUUUCAUGUCUAAGCACGGAUUCAAAUCCUGGCUUGUAGAGUCAUAGUCCAAUAGUCAAGCUACUACACAUUCUGGCUCUUUGACAAAUGCUGCCUGUAGGGAAAAAAAGAAAUGCAUGAUAACGUCCUCUGCAAUCUCCACCUUUUUUAUGGAAGUUAUUAUUCUUAAACCUAAUGAUGCCACAGUUUUCGCCAGAAGAGCAACUGCAGGAAAGGUUUGUUGCACGAGCCAAGCAAGGGAAGAAUGAUGGAAAACAUGAGGUAUUUAACUGAAGAUACAUCAUAGUCAUUUUGAAACCUGUGAAUAUGAAGAAGAAAAAAAUUCACCACUCCUACGUCUGUAUGCCAUCAUCCAGAAUUGACUUUCAAGUGAGCAUAGGCUUAUUACAUAUGGACUCAACAACUUUUGAUUAAAACAACCAACUGGAA